Molecule: messenger RNA, 866 nt
Organism: Hyphopichia burtonii NRRL Y-1933
Lineage: Eukaryota; Fungi; Ascomycota; Pichiomycetes; Serinales; Debaryomycetaceae
Gene: ARD
Product: Ardp
Exons: 1
Coding region: 113-808 (231 amino acids)
Molecular function (GO): oxidoreductase activity, acting on the CH-OH group of donors, NAD or NADP as acceptor
Source: RefSeq, a predicted model, not a curated record
UAACUUCAGAUUGGACGGUAGAUUGGUUAUCAUUACUGGUGGUUCCGGGGGAUUGGCCUCUGUUGUUUCCAGAGCAUUAUUGGCUCAGGGUGCUGAUGUUGCUUUGAUUGAUAUGAACUUGGAAAGAACCAAACAAGCAGCCAAAGACUUGGCUGCCUGGGGUGAAGAAACUUUGAAAGGUAGAUCCGAUCAACCUGCUGGUCAAGUUAGUGCCUGGUCUUGUAACAUUGGAGAUUCGGAAUCGGUGGAAACUACUUUUAGUGCAAUUAAUGAACAACACGGGAAGAUUGCCGAUGUUUUGAUUAACUCUGCUGGUUACUGUGAAAAUUUCCCUGCUGAAGAUUAUCCUGCUCCAAACGCUGAAGGAAUCUUGAAGGUUAACGGUUUGGGUGCAUUUUAUGUUUCUCAAGCUUUUGCUCGUCCUUUAAUUGCAAACAACCAAAAGGGUUCCAUUAUUCUUGUUGGUUCUAUGUCUGGUACUAUUGUUAACGAUCCCCAACCUCAAUCCAUGUACAAUAUGUCUAAAGCCGGGGUCAUUCAUUUGGUUAGAUCUUUGGCCUGUGAAUGGGCUAAGUAUAAUAUUAGAGUUAAUACUUUAAGUCCUGGUUAUAUCUUGACUCCUUUGACUAGAAAUGUUAUCAGUGGUCAUAGUGAAAUGAAGGAUGCUUGGGAGUCUAAAAUUCCAAUGAAGAGAAUGGCUGAACCAAAAGAAUUCGUUGGUAGUAUUCUUUACUUGGCUUCUGAUUCCGCAUCCUCUUACACCACUGGUCACAACUUGGUGGUUGACGGUGGUUACGAAUGCUGGUAAUCUGUGUAUAUUACUUCUUUUUACUUCUUUUGCAUAUAAUACUUUGACAAAAAAAAAA